GCAGAAAUGCAGCAACUUGAAAAAUAAGAUGAGCCUCUGGAUUGUUGCAAACAUUUGAAAAUAAAUAAUCGAAGGAGGCAAUAAAUACCAGCUGACAGAGGUGAAAUGGGCUCGGUAGACGAAACGAACUCUUUCCAGUGCUGCCAUACAUCAGAGACGCUUCAAACUAAUGGGGUAAUGCCCGUCGUGUCGGAUCCAAUUCGUGCUAAGAGUUUGUUACGUGCAAACUUAGUUUCUGCCAAACCACCCAUCCUUCAAAGCAGAAUGCCGAAUAUCAAGGUGUUCAGCGGCACAUCCCACCCGGAUUUGGCCCAAAGGAUCGUGGAUCGACUCGGUAUUGAUCUCGGCAAAGUCGUCACCAAGAAGUUCAGCAACUUGGAAACAUGUGUAGAAAUAGGCGAAUCUGUGAGAGGAGAAGAUGUGUACAUAGUUCAGAGUGGAAGUGGAGAAGUCAACGACAAUCUCAUGGAGUUGCUAAUUAUGAUCAAUGCCUGCAAAAUUGCCUCAGCCUCCAGAGUAACAGCUGUGAUACCUUGUUUCCCGUAUGCGCGGCAAGACAAGAAAGAUAAGGGCAAAGAGGAUGGAAACCAGGACGUCGCGCCUGUUGUCUGCAAAAACUUUGAGUGGAAAUUCAGGGGUUCCUUCUCUGUAAAACCCAAAAAGUCACUCAGAACGAGUCGAGCACCCAUCUCUGCAAAGUUAGUUGCUAACAUGCUUUCAGUGGCUGGGGCAGAUCACAUUAUAACGAUGGAUCUGCACGCAUCACAGAUCCAAGGUUUCUUCGACAUUCCUGUGGAUAAUCUCUAUGCGGAGCCAGCAGUUCUAAAGUGGAUUAAAGAAAAUAUAUCUGAGUGGAGGAAUAGUAUUAUCGUUUCUCCAGAUGCUGGUGGUGCUAAAAGAGUCACUUCUAUUGCUGAUAGACUGAAUGUAGAAUUUGCUUUAAUUCACAAAGAGAGGAAGAAGGCUAACGAAGUUGCAUCCAUGGUGUUGGUGGGAGACGUCAAAGACAGAGUUGCCAUACUCGUCGAUGACAUGGCUGACACCUGUGGCACUAUCUGCCAUGCGGCGGAAAAACUUAUGGAAGCUGGCUCAACGAAAGUUUAUGCCAUUUUAACCCACGGUAUAUUCUCAGGCCCUGCCAUCUCUAGAAUCAAUAACGCUUGUUUUGAAGCGGUAGUUGUCACCAACACAAUUCCGCAAGAUACUCAUAUGAAAGAAUGUCCUAAAAUUCAGUGCAUUGAUGUUUCUAUGAUGUUUGCGGAAGCUGUCCGUCGAACCCACAAUGGUGAAAGUGUCUCGUACCUCUUCUCAAAUGUUCCUUACUGAUUACUUUUAGUCAUAUUGAGCGGCCAUUCAGAACAGUCCCCCAUUUUCACUCUCUCACGAUCGGAUGGUUUAUUUAUCAAGUAUGUUUUUUCUUACAUCAAGUCAUCGAUGUUUAUGUCAUUUUUUCCUCUAUUUUGAAAAACGUCAAUGAAUCCGUCACAAUUGCAAUUUAGUUUUAUCAUAAAUCUUCUCCCUACUAUCCCCGUGUUUCAAUUUUUGACUUUUUGACUUACUUUGAGCUUCAACAAUUCUUCCCUCAGUGCAGGGAUAGAGAAGUAUUGAUGAAAAAUUAUCAUAUCAGCACCUCUUAUUCAAAAAUGUCUUCCUCCUCCCUCACUUUCUUACAUAGCGGGUAGAGAAACAAAUUGAUUGUUGUUACAACUCAGCCAUUUUAAGAUGAAGAGCUGUAUUGUAUCACUGUUAAAAAAUACCCACAGCUUCGGCAUUUUAUUGCCAAAUUGGUCUUGCAAUCAUUACUGUAUGAUUGGUGACUUGUCAGUCGUCAGUCUAUCAUUCCAUUAAGUUAAACUUAGACUGUUCUCAAAAGCUCUGUCAUCAAAGCUUUUUCAAACAAAGCUUUGAAUGAAAAAAUCAUCAAGGAAAAAAAAUUGUUUUAAUUUUUCAGGAUUCAGUCAAAAGUUAGGGCUCUUACUGUAUCUUCCCAAUGUUGUGAAUGAAAUUGCAUCUUUUACAUAACUUUUUAUCCCAGGCCUGUAAUGUAAAAUAAGUCUUGAAUAAAUCAUGCAAUCAAAUUUUACCCAGGUAAUCUUACUCUCAUGAAAAGCAACUCGUGACUACUCUAACCACAGGGUGCCGUUCCAGUUCCAAAAACUUGGAACAGCAUAGCUCAAUUUUUCUCUUUUCUCUUUAAUUUGUAAUUUCAACUAUAAUUACUGUGACUAUAAUGGGGACCUGAAAACUGUCGCGCAUUUUCGUGUGACCUGACCACAAUCAUUGUUCUUUUCACUCAAUCAAAAAUUUUUUGCUUCUUUUUUACUGUUGUGUACGAUUUGGAUGCCGACCCAAACUUGUUCCUCGUAGGACUUGACUCUGAUUCACAGUAAGAGUGGAACGAUAGCUCUGUGUUGUCAAGAUUGUUUUUAUUAUUAUUAUUGUUAUUUAUUCUAAGACUUGAGAUAUUUUGUCCUAAGUGAUGUGCGUGCAGAAUGGAACGUUAGUGUUUGAUAUGCUACUUGAACAAUUGAACUGGACGUUGAUAAGAAUGCCAUCCCAAUUUAAUUUUUUUUCUAUGAGAACCGAGUGCCCAACUUGUUGCUAUGUUUGAAGUGCCAUUUGAAUCAAAUGAACGAUUGUUACUUAAACCCCUUGUAGGAUUUUUCAAAAUCCCUCAAUUAAUGGACAUUGUUUCAACUUCUCAUUUUGAUAAUGAAGGGGUUUGUAUGUUCUCACAACGAAUAGAUUUUUUAACGGAAGUGAUUUAAUUGCGAUUCCUCAGCAAAAUAAGUUUCACACACACGAAGUGUGGCCUUUGAAGGAGCAAUAUGAAGAGAGUGGAAAAGUUUUGUAUUCUCGCAACUGUAUCUUCCCAAUUUUUUCGAGUACUAUUUCCCAGUUGUGAUUUAAAAAAUUUGAGUCGUGCAAUUUUUAAUUUCUUUUCGAAUAUUCAAUGCGAUUUCAAAAUUCAAGAAAUCUAUUUUAAGGAAGUAAGUUUUUCUUUCUCUUUUGUUUCUAUAAAUUCUAAGAAAUGUAUCCAUCCAUCCAUCUGGCUAUAUCAUUUACAUCCAUUCAUACUUUUUUCUUAUUCUAAUUUUUACCGGCCCCCAAAUCCUUUUUCUAAAAUUAGUUUUUUUAAUUAUCCCAUCGUUUAACACCGAUGCUGGCUCUAGUAGUUGUAAAACUGAUUCCUGCAGAACUAAACUUGUUGACCUGUAAAAUGAAUUGUUAUUCUGUGUAAAAUUUGCACCAGCCAACUCCAGGUGUAAUAUGAAUCUGCAUUAUUAAUCAUCAUUUCUCUUACAUAUAGUUUUACAAACUGCCUCGCCUAUCGUUCAUUUUUCCUGUGUCUGAUUUUUUGUGGCGAAAGUUAAGAAAAAACCAAGUCGAAUAAUUUUUCAUUGAAUCACUGUUGCACCUUUGCAAGUACUAGUUAAUUAUUUGAUGUAUCAUAUUGCUCUAUUAAAAACUAGUAGAACAAGA
Molecule: messenger RNA, 3483 nt
Organism: Bemisia tabaci
Lineage: Eukaryota; Metazoa; Arthropoda; Insecta; Hemiptera; Aleyrodidae
Gene: Prps
Product: phosphoribosyl pyrophosphate synthetase
Biological process (GO): 5-phosphoribose 1-diphosphate biosynthetic process; ribonucleoside monophosphate biosynthetic process; purine nucleotide biosynthetic process
Cellular component (GO): cytoplasm; ribose phosphate diphosphokinase complex
Molecular function (GO): ribose phosphate diphosphokinase activity; magnesium ion binding; ATP binding
Source: RefSeq, a predicted model, not a curated record